AGGCUAUAGUAUCGAAUAUACAAUGAAAGCUUUCUCAACUUCUAUCGUAUUCGCACUACUCGCACUAUUCUUCCUCACAGGAUGCAGCAAGAAUAAGAAGACAACCGCCAAGCCGACGUCUCUCCAUUCUACGACUCACCACCCUACGACCAAACCAGCGACGACUACCAAAUCAGCGACGACUACUAAACCAGCGACGACCACCAAACCAGCGACGACUACCAAGCCAGCGACGACUACCAAACCAGCGACGACUACCAAGCCAGCGACGACUACCAAGCCAGCGACGACCACCAAACCAGCGACGACUAAGAAGACCCUGAAGUAAGCGUCGUUCCCCAGCGGCUCGCCGGUAGGAGGUCCACGGGCUUAUAUUCUGUUAUUUUCAUGUUCAACGAAUCGCUUAGUCGAAUUUUUGAGCAUUCCCAGUGCAACCCUUUGUACAGAGUUGCCCGAUUCUUUCAUUACGGAACGGCCUCCACAGUACUCCAAUAGUACGACUAUACCUCAAAUCGUAUAAAUAACUUUAUGAGUCCGAUGC
This is a messenger RNA of Perkinsus marinus ATCC 50983, 541 nucleotides long. Its product is annotated as merozoite surface protein 2, putative. Bases 23 to 328 code for a protein of 101 amino acids. The transcript is spliced from 2 exons. NCBI's taxonomy places the organism in Eukaryota, Perkinsozoa, Perkinsida, Perkinsidae. The record is from RefSeq and is a predicted model, not a curated record.